AGAUAUCCUAUAAAGACUAUCUAUGCUUUCCCCUUUUGUGAAAUCGGAAGUCGGUGGCUCUAAGAUUAUCAUUGAGAGAAAAAUAACGACAUGAUAAUGUUUGCUUUUUUGGCAGAUUUUUUCCUGGUGUCUACUUAGAUCUACCCAGGUUUUGUGAAGAUAUACUUCUCAAGAUGGCGGUGCAGGAUCAAGUUGAGAAAAAAUUUAGAAGGUUUAUAGAUUUUUGUAAAAGUAACCUGGGCACAGAUGAGGUGAAGAUAAUACAGUUAAUCAACAUCAGAUACAAGGAAUGCUCCCCACAUUUUAAAUAUUCCACAGAAAUGCUGAAAAUCAUAAAAUCAACGAAAACCAACAUGACAUCAGAACCCAAGCGGAACAUGAUCCAUCUCAAGGACUUCUUACAAGAAUUGAAGGCAUACACAAAAAAACGCAAGUCUAAAGAGAGUGGGUUGGACCGGGUUGCUAAGUUACGUAAAAUGGAUGAUAUGGCAUGUACGUCUGAAGCUUCUAGCACCGAGAGUGUAAUGUCUGACAUGGAAAUAAGCCUAGAUGUCAAUAAUUAUAGGCCGGACCAAAAACUUAAUUCAAUGAUAAAAAAUAAUUCCACCAGUAGUAGUGACAUCAUCACUUGUGAUGAAAAGUCAUCCAAUCAGAACACUUGUAUUAAUUUAAGUGAGAAUGAUAAUACAAAUGAUUCCAUUCCUCAAACAAUCAAGAAUGAAAGUUCUGUUAAAUCAGUUACCUCUCUCUAUAACUUGUCUUCAAAUGUUCACCUUUUGUCCUCUACCUCUAUAAUAGAAACAGAAAAAACUGAUGAAGAUCUUAUUAUUCGAGAAGAUGAAAAAAUUGAAAUAUCAGGGGAUGCAAAUGAUUCUUGUGUGAUACUUGAUGUUUCAUCACCAACAGAAAAAUCCCAGCAAAAGAAAAAAUCAUUCUUGUCAUUCUUAAACUUAAAACCGACACCGUCUAAAGACAGAAAGUUAGGAUCUACUGAUAAGGAUAUUAUUAUUUGUGACACUGAAGACCAGUAUCAAAUAGACAAAGAUCUUAAAUUACCAGGUCAACCGCUAAUGGACAGACCGUGUGCUUCAACAAGUAAACCACAGUCGAAGGUUAAAGAUGAAGCAGAAGUUAAGAAGAAAGCUCCAUCUGAGAAACAUAUAAAAAGAUUAGAAUCUUUACUUGAGAGAUUAAGGAUUAAGAUAGAAGAAUUAAGAGACCAGGAAUUAACGCUGGAUGAUCUGGAUGAUGAGACAUCAUCUUAUAUUUAUGAGGAUAAAUUAGAGCGAAAGUAUGUUGUUGUGUGGAAUAAACUCUGUGAAAUAAAAGGCAGAAAUCGUACAACCGGUCGGCCAGCAGAAAGAGCUUUUAGUUAUGCAGGCUCUCGAUAUCAUGAGAUAAAUAAAAAGAUUGAAAAAAUGAUUAACAAGCAUAAAGAAUUCCCAGAUUUUCAUGAUGUUAAAAAUGUUAUUGAGAAAGUCAACAGAAGGUCAAACCUAGGUUUAAGUAACAGUCAGGUGGAUAUGAUCGCUAGAGAAGAGUUUGUAAAUGUGGGAGACAUUCUACAAGAAAGACGACGUAAAGAUUUUAUGUGUACUUUUCUAUGUCGAGUAAAUGACAACUUUUCAUUUGAACGUGAUCCAGCAUUAUUUGAUGUAGAGUUGCAGAGGAAACUAGAAGCAAACCAACAACAUGGUAGAAACAAUCUUGAAGAGGUGAUUAAUAAAUAUGUAGACAAACAGUUUGAAAUGUUGGGGGAUGGAAAUGAUAUAGAAGUAGUUGGUGGUAAAUCUGAAGAUGAUUCAUCUCAAGAAGAAGAUGAUGAAGAGGAAGAGGAGGAGAAUAUAGAAGAUGUUGAUCAAUUUGUUGAUGAUACAGAAAUCCUGGCAGCCUAUAUACCGUCCCGGCCAGCUAUCGGCAAAAAUCCUAAAUUGGCAGCAUUUCAUGCUCAAUCUUCAGACUUGUUAUCUACGCAUAAACUGACUAAUGACAAUCUUGAUGUUGACAUGGAUAUCAGUGCUGUCGCUAUACCAUUAUUUACGAUAGACCCAGCCCUAAAUAAGGCUAAUGAUAAAAACAAUUCUAAAGUUGAAACAACUGAUGUUUCAAAUGACUUAGAUAAAGAUAUUACUUCUGAAAAAUUGGAAGACAAAAGUGAUGAGGAUAUUUGUAUUAUUACAGAUGUUGCCAGUGAUCCAUUUUUGGAACAGAACAAUAAAUCAGACGGACUAUCAAUACAAGUUGAACAUUUUGAUUCUGAUCUGGAGAAUGAAUUUGCAUUUUCGAAAAGAGUUUACAGUGAAAAGGUUAAUAUAACUUCUAAUGAGUUAAAUAAAAAUUUAAAAACUGAUCUCAGUAAAUUUGAAAUUUCUUGUCCGACACCUGUUAAAUCUGGUACUAAAGUAAAAUCUGAUUGUGUGAAAAUACCAGAUGCUGAAACUGAUAGUGACAGAGUGGUGUCUGUUAAGAAUGUAGAAACUGACAAAAUAACGGCAAAAUUGAAGAAUGGUGAUAAAACUGAGGAAGAAGAGACUACUGCUAUAAUAUCAUCAGUUUCAAAUGUUUCAGUUUGUGCUGUGAACUCUGAUAGUAUAUUUGAUUCAGUUAAUGGAAUCAAGUCACAAGGUACAGAAUCAUGGAAGGACAUUGUUCAUAAAUCAUCAGAGCAGAAAGAUAGGCAAGAUAAAUCAGAAAUUGCCAUGGUUAUGGAGAAUAAAGUGAAUUUGUCUAAGGAUACAGAAGCGGGAACCAAGAUCAAUAAGAUUACAGCAGAUAUGCUGAAUUUUUCUGUGGAUAGAGCAGGCGAAACCAAAAUAACUGAUGUUACAACUGAUAUGAUUAAUUCGUCUAAGAAGAACAUAAGCAACAAUUUUGUUUCAAGGGUAGCCGAGAAAGAUAUUGUUGAAGAUUUUGGCGAUCUUUCCGACGAUAGUCAGCAAAACAAUGUAGAAUUUGUUGAUUCGCUUGAACCAUUUGAAAAAUCCAAACAAAACAUUAAAACCGUCGGUUUAAAGUUAUCUAAAUUUUUAAAUUCUUCUAAAAAAUCAUCAUUAAGUGACUUUAGAAACCGUGCAAAAGACUUAGUGACGAAAGCUAUGAAGAAUAGGGAUGUUUCACUAAAAUACGUGUUGCCCGAUUCUCUUGUUGGUAUUACAAAAACUGAAGAUAAUAUGGUAUCUUCUCAGGUUUCCACAUCAAGCGAAGAUUUUUCUCAAGAAAUUAUGUUUAAAACUAAUAAAAUAGCAAAACAUCUUCCUACACAUCUUAUAAAACGUAAAUCACGAGUUGAUUCAUACAUCAUUGAGAUUGAUGAAGCUGACCGAUUAGACAGUACAACAAAUUCUCAAACAGACUACUCAGACGACGAACCUGUGUUAUGUGAAAGGACAACAUGUGAAACCGGACAUGAUGAAGUGACAUCAAGUAUCUGUGAACCUGAACCCGAUGUUAUUAUUCUCUCUGAUUCUGACUAAUUAAAACUGUUGAGAUUAUGUUAUUUAUAAGCGCUAAACCUCAUUGAUUUAGGCCAAGCUAAAGUAUUGAAUUGGGUUGAUAUGUUAUUUGAAUUAAUCAUGGGGCAAGAUCUAUACAAUUAAGCCAGCUUUUUUACUACCGUAUUUUACGGGGUAUAACUCGAUGUGGAGUAUAAGUCGAAUUGUCAUAUUUUACUGUUUUUCCGACCUCCAUCCAUAUUAUGUCGAAGCGGUAUAUAAGUCGAAUAUUUUUCAACUUCACGGUAGCAAACUAUUAUCGAAUUUUGGGACUGUCAUCCUAGUCAAAUACUGUGCCGGUCUACGCCAAGAAAAAUUGGCCCAUAAUAUUAAUUAAUGUAAAAAAAUCAGUUUAUAAAUGUUGGACUAACUUGUACAAUAUUCCAAGUUGUGUUCUUGGUUUAUUUAAACCAGAUUUUAUUUCAAUAUAUCUGAUAAAUAUAAGACAAUGCAGGCUCUGUUUAUAAUUGUACUUGGUUAUUAAGUAUGUUACUAAAAAUAGAAUAAAACAAUGCAGUAUAGUAUGAUUGGUUAAUUUAACUGAAAACUAAAAGUAGAAAUCUCGCAAGACAUGUGAAAUGGAAACAUGCCAAUUUGGACAAAUGUCAUAGAAAAGAUUCUAUAUUGAUGGCAUAUUUCACGGGUUGAGGAUAAUAUUUGAAAAGGGGGGGGGGAUGUUUUUAAAUAAUGAAAUAAACAAGCUAAGAAACGUCUACAAAUAUUUUGAUUGGCAUAGUGUGAGUAGUUUUGUUUUAGACGAUAUGGAGCGACAGUAACUGAAAAGUAUCGACUUAUAUGUAUACCCCGAAAAAUAUGGUACAUUUAUUUUAAUUUUGGCUUACUUUGUUGACAGUUGGAUCACAAAAGUGGUUAAAUCAAGUAAAUAUUGUGACCUUAUAAGCAAGGGCUUCCAAAUGCAACACUUUCGUUGGCCAUCUAUGUGACCAAGAGUUUCAACCCACAAUAGUGAACAGAAUUAACUUUGUGUGCCUAACUUUGUUUUAUCAACAAUCAGAUCCAUCACUGUUAUAAAUCAUUUGCAACAAAGUAAAUUGUCUUUUACUUCUUUCAAAGCUUGUAGAGACAUAUGUAUGCAAUGGUUAUAUAGUUCCUUUUGGUAUUGGAACUUGUAAACAGCAGUCUGCAAUGCUUAGUUUCUAUUUAAAGAUAAGUUAUCUGAUUAUAUUUUUAGAGGCUAUUUAUUAAAGUCUUGAUGAUUAAAAAGACUUGAUGGUCAUGCUGUCACUAAUGUAGGAAUUGCCUUGGCCCACAGCCAUGACAGUCAACAGAUGAGGUUACUAGGGUCAAACACCACUGGAUUUAAUGUAAGAAAAAAAUAUGUCUUAUCUAAAAUAACAAACUGUUAAAAACUUACUAAAAUCAUCAAAUUUUAUGAAUUUAGAUAAUAGCCUACUGUGUAAGAUUUACCAAUCUACACCAACAAUUUACAUGUAUUAAGAUUCCUUUAUAAUUUGGAUAAUGGAACUGAAAUGGUAUCCAAUGAUUUAAAUCCCAUUCCAGUUUGGGAAGCCACCGUGGCUUAGUGAGUAGGACAUUGGGUUCCUAGCCUGGAGGUGCUGUGUUCGAUCCCGAUGUUAACCAAGAAAGUUCAUCUGGAUUUUCCGUAGUGGUUCCCCCUCGUGAGUGGUUCAGAAUCAAGGGCCUUGAAAGAAACAAAAUAUAGUUGUUUGGAUUGUCCGGAAAACCGAGGUCCUGAUCAUUUCCAGUUUGAAUUUACAGAAAUCUAUUUCCAAGAUAUAAAGUUUCUAUUCAAUAGUCAUGAUAUAAUUGCUUUUGUCUAUGAAAAUACAUUGUAAAGCUUCAGAAUAGAGUGUGAAACUUAUAUUGUUCAACCAAGCAAAUAAUUUGAACAAAAUAUAUUUGACAAAACUUUCCAUGUGUAGCUAAAGCCAUCAUUUUUUCAAACACAGUGCUGUCUGCAAAUGGUGAUCUAGUGGUUUAAUGUGUGUGAGUAAAAUCACAAGGUCUGUCAUUGAGUCAAGUGGCCUGGUUUAGAUUCCCUGCUUGUACAUGACAAGGAUUAGGGUCGCCUGUCCAACCUUGUGGGUUAGUCCACCUUAAACCCCAUUUCUCUGUCUCUCUCUCUCUGUAAAGAAAGUCUUGAUUUUCCAUUUUAAGGAGGUUAACAGAUUAAAUGGCACGAAUGUAAUCCACUAUUCAAGCCAUCUGAUGGUAUAGAGAGUUGAUUAUGGGCUUGUCUAAAUAAUUAUAUAACAUUUGAAACCAGAAGAAGGACCUGCAAGGGGAUGAUUCUAUGGAAGCGUAUCGCUGCCAAUAUUAAAUGCUCUGCUAAAAUGUCAUUUCCAUUGAUUAGUGUAAGAGGAAAUCAAGCUGGCAUACUAUAAAAAAUUCGCUGGACGACCAUGACUGCAACGAAAUCUCGAGAUUGGUAUGGCUAAUCCGAACCUUCAACAAAUAAGAUAAAUUGAAAGUAUAGUCUAUUUUUAGCAAUUAGGUUACUGUUUGACAGCGGCACAUUUCUUUCAACAAAACAAGGAUUUUUCUUUCUCUUUUAAAGUAUGUACAUGUAAUCAUGAAUGUGUCAGGACAUAACUAAUAGAUUCAAAGAACCGUAGAAACAUUUUUUCCAGUGAUGUAUAACACGAUAACUGGAAUUUCGUAUUAAAACCCAUAUUUUGUAUUAUAAGGUCCAUGUUUUGAAAUUUGAAACAUUUGGCACUGCCCCCUCCCCUCUCUCUAAAUAGAGUUUAGUACUGGCUAAUUAACUUUGAUCCAUUUUUUAUACGCUCACAUGGAAAUGUGGUCUUAUAUUGCCGUCGCAUACGUGCAUCUGUCCAUUGUUCAACAAUUUUUUGUGAACACUAUACAGACUACAUUUAGCAUCUGAUUGUUUUGAAAUUGAUAUAUGUUGUUUACAUUAGUGAGAUGUAGAAGCCUAUUUAAUUUCAAUAAUUUUCGUUAAUUUCUUCUGGUGUAAUGGCCUUUGUUUCAUUUUGUUGAACCUUGUGAAUGCUUUAACGACAAAAGUUAUCAUCCCAUCUGUAUGGAAUGUAUAUGCUUCAUUUAAAUUAGUGAAACAAAGAAGCCUAUUGAAUUUCAGCAAUUUCCGUUAAUAAUGUCUAGAGUUAUGGCCCUUGUUUCACCUUGUGAACACUCGAAUGAUCAAAGUUAUCAUUGGAUCUGUAUGAAAUUUAUAAUAUAUAUGCAUUAUUUAAAUUACAAUCUGAUUAAAACACAGAUCCUAUUUCGUUUUGUUUUUAUAGUUCAAAACUUCUUUUACUUGUCUUUACUACACUAGGAUCUGGAAGACAUGUUCAUAAUGGUGUGAGGGAUUAGCCAAUGAAACGGUCUGUUACGGCGUGUUUUAGACGUGUUUUGCCCGGAACUGUGGGUAAUCCACUAGUAACAUCAAUGCUGAUUAGUUAAUGAAAUGUCUGAUGUCAUAGGGUCAAAAGCAGCUCGUAUGACCUCUCACGCGACCUAUCACUACAAGCGGUCAGAUCUUCAUAUAGUGUAGGCCAUCGAAAGUAUAAAAAAACGAAACGAAAUAUAGAUCUGUAUUUUAAUCAGAUUGUUUCAAUUAGUGAAAUCAAGAAUCCUAUUGAAUUUCAGCAAUUUCUGUUGAUUACUUCUAAAUUUAUGGCCCUUAACAUUCAAAUUGCAAAAGCUAUAAUCCAAUCUGUAUGAAAUUUAUAUGCAUUAUUUGAAUUAGUAAAAUGAAAAAGCUGGUCAAAUUUCAACAAUUUCUGUAAAGAGUUAAGGCCCUUGUUUCAGUUUGUAGAACCUUGUGAACCCUCAAACGACGAAAAUUAUCAUCUGAUCUGUAUGAAAUUGUCUUGUAAAUAAAUUCCCCCAAGUAUCUACAAAAGAUUAAAUAUUCGACAACCCUUGUCGACCGCUCGGACGUUUUAGCUGCUGUGGGAGUGUAUGUUUCAUUGCCUGGCAACCUAUCUUUUUAAAAAAAAAAAAAAAAAAAGGUAUAUGCAUUGUGCCAAACAAAUAAUGAAUA
Patella vulgata (common limpet) is the source of this 7482-nucleotide messenger RNA. RefSeq lists its product as uncharacterized. Lineage: Eukaryota; Metazoa; Mollusca; Gastropoda; Patellidae. Gene Ontology annotation, molecular function: histone binding. The record is from RefSeq and is a predicted model, not a curated record. The coding region runs from base 174 to 3473 and encodes 1099 amino acids. The transcript has 9 exons.